GGGCCAAACAUCACACAGUUUCAGUCCAUAAUUGACGUUAAAUCGUGGGUUUGCGUUGCUUUUGGUGCAAAAUUACCGAAUUGAGCGAAUUUUGCCAGAGAAAUGCAGCUUGCUUGAAGACACCCCAGAUAUCGGUUGGCUACUGCUGCCAUGACAGGUAGAAGUCUCCUCUCGACUACGGCUUCGCCGGUUGGAGAAUAAACAGGUUGAUUGGGACGUGAUCGCAGCUGCGGAACUGCCAAUGUCGGAUGUUAUUAUUAGUGGAGCCUGAUCCUGUAAAUAUAAACGCAAACAUACAGUAAUUCGGGAAAAACUCAGGGAAAAUGUCUUCUCGUUCUGCAUUACCGUCUGGAAACGACAGGGGCACGGACCAUCAUGUGUCUCUAGCCGCCAGUCGCUCAGACAAGGGUACUAGCCUGUCCAGCCGCUCACUGGGCGCCCGCUGCAGGAACUCCAUCGCCUCCUGCUCUGACGAGACUCCGCACAUCGGCAACUACCGCCUGCUUAAGACCAUCGGCAAAGGCAACUUCGCCAAGGUCAAGCUGGCCCGCCAUAUCCUGACGGGCAAGGAGGUUGCAAUAAAAAUAAUUGACAAAACUCAGUUGAAUCCAACCAGCCUACAAAAGCUCUUUCGAGAGGUUCGGAUAAUGAAAGGUUUAAAUCAUCCAAACAUAGUGCAGCUGUUCGAAGUGAUUGAGACGGAUAAGACCCUUUAUCUAAUCAUGGAGUAUGCCAGUGGAGGUGAAGUGUUUGACUACCUCGUAUCUCAUGGGAGAAUGAAGGAGAUUGAAGCCAGAGCCAAAUUUCGGCAGAUCGUGUCUGCUGUCCACUACUGCCACAUGAAGAACAUUGUCCACCGAGACUUGAAGGCCGAGAAUCUCCUGCUGGACGCCAACGCCAACAUCAAAAUCGCCGACUUCGGCUUCAGCAACGAGUUCACACUGGGCAACAAGCUGGACACGUUCUGUGGCUCUCCACCCUACGCCGCCCCGGAGCUGUUCCAGGGGAAGAAAUACGACGGGCCCGAGGUGGAUGUCUGGAGCCUGGGGGUCAUACUGUACACGCUGGUGUCAGGAUCGCUGCCCUUCGAUGGGCAGAACCUCAAGGAGCUUCGUGAGCGCGUCCUGAGGGGAAAGUAUCGCGUGCCCUUCUACAUGUCCACCGACUGCGAGGGGAUCUUACGCCGGUUCCUGGUGCUCAACCCUACCAAGCGCUGCACCCUAGAUCAAGUCAUGAAGGACAAGUGGAUAAACGCAGGGUAUGAUGAGGAUUCCCUGAAGCCCCAUAUAGAGCCUGUCGAGGACUACAGUGACACUAGUCGCAUAGAGGUGAUGGUGGGGAUGGGCUUCACUCCAGAGGAGAUCAAGGACGCUCUGCUCAACCAGAAGUACAAUGAGGUCACCGCCACUUAUCUACUGCUGGGCCUCAAGAAUGAGGAUGGCAGCGAGUCUCGUUUGGCCAGUACCCUGUCCCUGGCACGGAUCCGGCCCAGCCCCAUCACCAAUGGGACCAACAAACACUCCUCGGCCACUGCAGGCUCCUCUUCCUCCUCUUCCUCGCAUAGCAAGACCCAGCGCAGCACCUCCACCUAUCACAGGCAGCGGCGGCACAGUGACUUCUGCGGGCCCUCCAUGCCCGUCAUGCACCCCAAGCGGAGCCCCACCAGCACAGGUGACCGGGAGCUGCGGGAGGGGCGCAUGCCACCGCGUAAGGCCAGCUGCAGUGUGAUGGGCAGUCGCUCGCUGCCCCCCUCCAGCCCCAUGGUCAGCAGUGCUAAUAAUCCCAACAAGUCAGAGAUCCCCGACCGCCGCAAGGAGAUGACGGCCACCACAGUGAGAAACAGUGAGAACAAUAUCCCGGGAAGUGCUAUGACCCGCCGGAACACAUACGUCUGCACGGACCGCUCCAGCACCGACAGACACUCCUUGAUGCAGAAUGGCAAGGAGAACAGCUCGCUGUCCCACCGCCUACCCCCCUCCUCCCCCUCCACCCUGAGCAUCUCCGGGGCCGGGGCCUCCUCCUCUGGCGAGCGCUGCCGUCUGACACGGGGCUCCACGAUCCGGAGCACUUUUCACGGGGGGCAGUUGAGGGACCGGGGCCCGCCCGUCUACUCGGCCCCGCCCACCUCCCCCACGCUGUCCCACCACGACGCCAGUCCACUGCCGCACGCCCGCAGCCGCGCCACUUCCAACCUCUUUACCAAACUCACCUCCAAACUCACACGCAGGGUCACAAAUGAACCUGAGGGAAUCUGCCGAUCUGCGGUCACAAGGUCAGUAUAUGUCACAAGUCGCCAUUUACCUGGGCAUCAAAAAGCGGCCGAGCCCUGGGCCAUCGGAUGUGGCUGGAAUCUGAGGGUACCCCGGGGGCGGCGGGACCCAGCGGAGGUGGUGCUGGCUCUGCGGGAGGCGGCACGGGGCUGCGGCUGCCAGGUCCACCACGUCGGCCCCUUCCUGCUCUCCUGCACCCACGGGGCAUCCGGCGGUUGCGUGGCCUUCAAGGCAGAGGUGUGCCACCUCUCCGCGGGGGGGUGGUGCCUCCAACAAUAAGACUUCCAACGGGGUGCGCUAUACACGACUUUGGGGAGCACCGCUCGUUUUCCGGGACAUCGCCAUGCAAAUCUCAAAGGACCUCGAACUCUGAAUAUAAUGGGGGUUGAGAAGGAUGGAAAGAGAAAUACAGAGAAAGAGCGAUGUGGGGCUGGACUCAAGAUAAAAUACAUUUGCCCCUGUCUCUUACGUGGCUAUAGCCCUACCCCCCUCUGCACCAGACUCAACCUAACCACCCGCCCCCAUCGCCACACCACCCAGACCCAAAUGUACCCCCCGCGUCCCUCUCACCACUACAACUGAACAGCUUCACCCACUGGAACCUGAUCAGACAGGAAUCCAACUUAAAAUGUUUUACUGUUAACUCUAGCCAUAAUGACUAUUACUUUUAUGAUUGGUAUCAUUGUCUUUUUUAACGAUCACCAACUCCGUACCGACAACAUCAAAAACAUUCUCGAAAACAUUUCUCGUGUUUCGCCGUCUUGGACGCGUGUCACAGUACAGAUAUAGGAUCUUGAUUUGAUCACCCUGUCGCAGGAUAACUUUCCUGCAAUACAGGAAAUGUAAAACUUGUAGUGUAUUUGAGGUUUAAAAAGGCUUCUGAAGUUUGUCAUUUCCAC
This is a messenger RNA of Oncorhynchus gorbuscha (pink salmon), 3169 nucleotides long. RefSeq names its product MAP/microtubule affinity-regulating kinase 4a (gene mark4a). Gene Ontology annotation, molecular function: ATP binding; protein serine/threonine kinase activity; tau-protein kinase activity. Gene Ontology annotation, cellular component: cytoplasm. Gene Ontology annotation, biological process: protein phosphorylation; intracellular signal transduction; microtubule cytoskeleton organization. The record is from RefSeq and is a predicted model, not a curated record. The coding region runs from base 324 to 2549 and encodes 741 amino acids. The transcript has 17 exons. NCBI's taxonomy places the organism in Eukaryota, Metazoa, Chordata, Actinopteri, Salmoniformes, Salmonidae.